AUGACUGAACUGGAGACUCUGGUCAACCCACCGCAAGAGGUUUUUGAGGAAAUUGUUAAGUUGACCAGUGAAACCGAAGAUUGGGCUUUCCAACUUGGAGAUUAUCAGUUCUGGUCGAAGAACUUUGAUCAGUUUUGGUUGUUCACCAUUGUGGAGAAAGAAACCAAAAAACUCGUCUCUUCUGUGUCCUUGGCCCGUUGGGAUGGAGAAGACGGUCCACUAUUCUCGGUCGGAAUGUUCUAUUGUGUGCAGAAAUAUCGAGGCACUGGUCUAGGAAAACCGCUUUUCAAGAAAGUGAUGGAUAUUGUUGGGGACAAUAAUGCAACACUUACUGGAGUCGUAAAAAUGAGCGCCAAGUAUGCGAGUGACUUUGGAUUCGACAAGGUUCCUGAGCACUGGCAUUUGUUCAGUUCGUUGAAGUGCGCGGAUGUGGUGAUUCCUGAUAAGGUCUCGGAAAAGUAUACAACCAAGUUGUGGUCUGACGUGGAUUAUGACGCGUUGACCGCCUACGAUCGCACAAUUUGCGUCAGGGAUCGCAAGAAGAUGAUGACCAAUUGGUUCAACUUGCCAGACACUUUCACCAGAGUUGUCUUCGACGAAUCUGGAAAAAUAGUCGGCUACUCAACCAUCCGUCUCGUCUCCAAAAACAAGAUGAGUCCGGCUCCUUUCUACGCGGACAACCUUGAAGCCGCUGAAGUUCUUCUCAAGGAUCUCCUCAAUAUGAUCCCUAAUUGGCAACAGUAUGCUAGCUUUGGAUUCCUCCACCCGGAUUGUAACAAGGAUCCGCUUAAGCUAUUGGAAAAGUUCGCAAAGAGCAAUGAGUCGGUUUCUAGUGCCACCUUUAUUAGAAGCCAGUUCACGAAGAAGUUGAUUCCAACGCCGGAUCAAAAGGUCUACGCUUUGGCCGAUUGUGCUCAUCAAUUCGUAUAA
Molecule: messenger RNA, 930 nt
Organism: Caenorhabditis remanei
Lineage: Eukaryota; Metazoa; Nematoda; Chromadorea; Rhabditida; Rhabditidae
Exons: 5
Coding region: 1-930 (309 amino acids)
Source: RefSeq, a predicted model, not a curated record